This is a messenger RNA of Mesoplodon densirostris (Blainville's beaked whale), 911 nucleotides long. It is a transcript of the gene DUT, whose product is annotated as deoxyuridine triphosphatase. Gene Ontology annotation, molecular function: magnesium ion binding; dUTP diphosphatase activity. Bases 60 to 842 code for a protein of 260 amino acids. Gene Ontology annotation, biological process: dUTP catabolic process; dUMP biosynthetic process. The transcript is spliced from 8 exons. The record is from RefSeq and is a predicted model, not a curated record. NCBI's taxonomy places the organism in Eukaryota, Metazoa, Chordata, Mammalia, Artiodactyla, Ziphiidae.
GGUGCAGAUUUGGCGCGCGCCUGCAGAAGCGGCGCCAACCUGAGCCCAAACCCGGGCAAAUGACUUACCUCUGCCCUCGCCCAGUGCUCGGCUACCAUUUCCUUCCGUCUUUACUCCGCUCUGUGUUUAACGGCGCGCGCCAGGCUAGACCGGGGACGGAGGCCGCAGGGCUGUCCUGGCCAGGCUCGUCCCUGGAUCCCGCCCCGCGGGGGGCCAUGCAGCUCCCGGCGCUCCGGCCGCUGACCAGCGCCCGCAGUCUGAGCCGAGGUUGCCGCAGCGCCAAUCUUUUUCGAGGAGGAUUUCCAGCUCCAAAUUUGAGACUCAUCUCCCCUCUCAGCCAGAACCGUGGGCUCGUCCGGCGGGAGGCACAAGUCAUCUCCCCCAGCAAACGGGCCCGGCCUGCGGAGGAGGGCGGCAUACGGAUCCGCUUUGUCCGGCUUUCGGAGCACGCCACCGCUCCGACCAAGGGGUCCGAGCGCGCCGCGGGCUAUGACCUAUACAGUGCCUAUGAUUACACAGUACCACCUAUGGAGAAAGCCCUUGUGAAAACAGACAUUCAGAUAGCUCUUCCUUCUGGGUGCUAUGGGAGAGUAGCUCCACGUUCUGGCUUGGCUGCAAAACACUUCAUAGAUGUAGGAGCUGGUGUCAUAGAUGAAGAUUAUAGAGGAAAUGUUGGUGUUGUACUGUUUAAUUUUGGCAAAGAAAAGUUCGAAGUCAAAAAGGGUGAUCGAAUUGCACAGCUCAUUUGUGAACGGAUAUUUUACCCAGAAAUAGAGGAAGUUCAAGUUUUAGAUGACACUGAAAGGGGUUCAGGAGGUUUUGGUUCCACUGGAAAUAAUUAAGAUUUAUGCCAAGAACAGAAAAUGAGAAAAUAUACUUUUUCCUUGAAAAUAAAGACUUUGCUUAAAGUG